CUUUUUUCAAAAAAAUAUUUUUUUUUUCAUUUUCGUUAAGUGUAAUAUCUUAAAAAUAUUCUCUAACAAUUUCACGUUGAUCCGAUAAUUAGUUUUUGAGUUAUUCGACAAAUAACAAAGAGAGCUCGGGCACUUCAAAGCAAAAAGGCAAGCUUUAAACACGUUUUUCUCAAAACUAUGUUUUUUUGAACUGGUGUCAACUGUAACUCGAAAACCGCUCAGCAGCUUUUAGAAUACAUAAUAAACUCGGGCCUGAUCUCGAGGAUUUUUUUUUAAAUUUCGAUUUUUUAAAACCAACUGUUGAUUUUUUUCCAAAAAUUUAGAAAAAAUUGUAAGAGGCCGCCAUUUUGUUAAUUUUUGAAAAAGUAAAAAUAAAAUCAUUCGAUCAGGCCCAGGAUUAUCUAUUUAUAAAACUUAUUUUUUUUUUUCCGAUUGACUAUAGCUGACUCCAAAGACUUAUGGUUGUCACCGCAAGUAUCUUUCUUUGGAACUGGGUCAACACAAACAACUAUAACUUUCAAAAUAUUUUUUUUUAAUUUCGUGACUUCAAGUCAAUACAUUCUAUAAUAAUGCCAUAUUACUACUUUUGUAAAAUAACAUGAUUUAAUAGCAAAAAAAUAUCGAAAAUUCUCAUUUUUUCGUGCCUCUGACUACCCCUAACCUCUUGAUGUGGAAACCCACUUUGCCAUUGGAAGAUUUCGAAAAAGGCCCAAAAAUAAUACUGCUCGACGUUCGGAGCACUCGGAGUGCACACCUCAAACUUUGACACACUUUUUUAAACUGGCGGAUAUGAUUCCGGUCGAACUACUAACCGAUUUGCUUAUUUUUUUUUAUUGUUCACAAAACGCCUGGCUGUCGUCCCUAUAUUUUUUUAUAAUUUAUUGACAAUGUUAUGACAAAAUUUAUGUAAAAAACCGUGGGGAAAAAUUAAAAAAAAAACUUUAAUUACUUUUUUAUUUAUCAACAUUUUUUUUUCAUGAUUCUAGUAGAGACGAUAACCAUUACGUACGUUUUAAGAAUAAAUUGGGUUUUUGUGUUUCAGAUGAUCCAGACAUGAGAAAUCACGUCUGCCAGUGAAAAAACGCAUCUCAUUCACCCAGCCAUUUCUCCGACAGAUGUCAUCAAAAAAUUCCGAAAAAAUUUUUUUAUACACUCCUAGUUCAAUUGUAGAAUAAAAAUUUCUAUGAAAAAAGUCAAAAAAAAACAGGCCAGAUUACCCUACUGACCCUUUAAAGAGAUUAUAGGAAAUAGUAUUAACAUUGAAAUUAUUCCAUUGUGUUAUAUAUUAAUUUCGGAGUUGCUAAACGCAUUUUACAGACAUUAGUUUCAAUUUUAGAUGAUGUAAGGAUAAGCAAAGUGCUGACCAAGCUUAGGCUCAAACGUGAUACAGAAUAUGUUAUUAUAUGCAUUAUUUUGUUUUUUUAUAUCAAAAAUUAGAAUUUUCAAAUUUUUUUCGAAUUUGAUGUUAAGACUGAACACCAAAUUAAAUCAAUGGAGAUCCCAGAGAUUUUUGUAAUUUACAUCAAAAUUAUAAUGUCGAUGCUUGGUUUUUCCAAUUUUGUUGUUCUUGUUGAAUCGGAUAUAUUAAUUUUUAUAUUUUUAUAUUCGCAAUUAGCUGUUACAUUAUAACUAAGUUAAACUUAGUCAUUUAAUGUAUAGUUUGGGAAAAUCUAUACAUCCAUUUCGAGUAAUACAAAACAAAAAAUAUUUCCUUGGAUUAUUAUUAAAUUAAUUAGAAAAUCUGAUGCCUCAACCUAUGAAACAAACUUUGAGCCAUAUCCAGUUUCUAAAUUGGUAAGGAUUUGUCCCAUGGAUAGCUUAAGUCAUUAACUUUGAUCUGUAAGGAACAUUUAUCAAAAUUUAAUCGAAUCUUUACUAUUUGUUCUAAUAUAUAGUAUUAAUGGUAUUUUGAACACAUGUUUUUAGACGAAUUGGCGAAUUUCACAUUAUAACUGUAAUUGUUGUGCAUGGCAUAAAAAGCUCUCUUAGACGUCUGAGUUUGGAGAACAAGUAUACGCCUAUUGACCAGAGCUAAGUUAGAUAAUGUUAAAGAGUGCUCUCACUGUCUCACGGUAUUGUUUUGUAGCUUUUGCACUCGUAGUUAAACACAUCCAUACAUACGUACGUAUGCAUAAGAGUACAAGCUCCAGCCCGUUUAGUUUAGAAUCGGUAACGAGUAACAAGUUUGCCGCUAAAUGCGCAACGAGUGAACUUUAGGCGAACAGUUGCUCAAGAUUAAUGUGGGCUGGCCGCAAAAUGUAGUAGUGAACAAAACAUGCGAUUACUCUCACAGUUGCUAGACAAUAAUGAAAAGAAAGCAUUAAACUUUCAACGCAAAACUUGUUCUCCAGACGUUACUGAACGAAAAAAAUGGAUGUAAAUAAAAAGUAUAAAGAAGUCUAGCGUGUUAACGUUUAGAACGAACAGUCGAUUGCAGAAAUUGGAAAACACAACAAAACCAAAUAAAUAUGUACAUGCACGAGUUGAAUGGAUGAGUGUCUCGCGAGGCCGGAGAAUCGCGACUACGCGUCCAACAGUUCAGUCAGCUUUAUGAAAGUGUCGCAAAAGGUUCGAGUGCAUUCAUUUUUGAUAAAGUAUUCGAACUUUUCUGCUACAUAUUUAUUACAAGUCGUAUUAGUACCGAAAUAAAUUUAAUGCGGCGAAAAAAUAACUAAAUGUAAAUAACUAACAAGUGUAGCCGAAAACAGCAACUAUUUAUACAUACUAAAUAUAUACUCACAUUGUAUGUAUAUAUGCAUGCGUGAAUUUAUGUUUUUACCUAUUACCCUGUGUUGAAGGAUAUUUGUGUAGAAGCUGGUGAAAAGGUCGAAUAAAGUAGUUUGAAUAUGGAGCGAAUAUUGCGUGGUAUUAUGCGUUAUCGGAAUACGACACGUGAACAGAUGGUAAAGGAAUUCCAAAAAGUUCGUGAUCAUCCUGAGCCUAAGGCAGUUUUCUUCACUUGCAUGGACAGUCGUAUGAUACCAACCCGCUACACAGAUACGCACGUCGGCGAUAUGUUUGUAGUGCGUAACGCAGGAAAUGUGAUACCGCAUGCCCAACACUUUCAGGAUGAAUAUUUCAGCUGCGAGCCGGCUGCACUGGAAUUGGGCUGUGUCAUCAACGAUAUUCGUCAUAUUAUAGUGUGCGGACAUAGCGAUUGUAAGGCAAUGAAUCUAUUAUAUAAACUACAGGAUGAAGAAUACUCAUCACAAUUAAAUAGACGUCUGUCGCCGUUACGAUCUUGGAUGUGGACACACGCUAGCAGCAGUCUUGAUCAUUUCAAAGCUUGGAAAAAAGAAGGCAUGCAAGGUCCUUUGAUAUUCUCUUCUGAAACACCUUUACGUCGCUUUGUGGCUUAUAUUGAUCCGGAAAAUAAAUUUGCCAUAGAAGAUAAAUUGUCGCAGAUCAAUACGUUACAGCAGUUAUCGAAUGUGGCUUCAUAUGGCUUCUUGAAGCCGCGACUUGAAUCACAUGAUCUCCAUAUUCAUGCGUUAUGGUUUGACAUUUACACUGGUGACGUUUAUUAUUUCAGUCGCGGUGCUAAACGUUUCAUUCCGGUCGAUGAGAGCACAGUUGGAAAGUUGACCGAAGAGGUGCGUCGCUAUUACUCAUGACGACCGUAAUAUUAAGAUAAUAUAAUACCCAUAUGCAUGUAGGUAGCGUAAAUACAUAUGUAUAGUAAUCAACAAAUGUAAGUUGACUGUGAUAGGAAUCUGAAUAAGUUGCAUAUAAAUGCAGCACCAAAUACUAGCCAAAUUUUUGAAUUUACAAAUUUUUAAUUUUCUUUACUGUAUCAUAAAUGCGUGUAUGUAUAUGUAAGUGUAAGUGCAUUAUGGAAUUAAUUCCGAAUUGUUCAGAAAUUACCUCUAAAGUACAUAUACAUAUAUUCUUCAAAUAUAUGUUAUUACUAAUUAAAAAUAAAACCAAUAAGUCGUGUAGUUGUAA
This is a messenger RNA of Bactrocera dorsalis (oriental fruit fly), 3945 nucleotides long. It is a transcript of the gene CAHbeta, whose product is annotated as beta carbonic anhydrase 1. NCBI's taxonomy places the organism in Eukaryota, Metazoa, Arthropoda, Insecta, Diptera, Tephritidae. The record is from RefSeq and is a predicted model, not a curated record. Bases 2847 to 3614 code for a protein of 255 amino acids. Gene Ontology annotation, molecular function: carbonate dehydratase activity; zinc ion binding. The transcript is spliced from 4 exons.